AUGGCUGUUGAUGACUCACUGGCUGCCGAUGAUGAGACACAAAAUCAAGAGGAGGAGCAAGAAGAGGAUGAGGAGGCUGAUCAUGAGCAGCACAUUGGGACUGCUGAGGAAGGGAGCCAGCUUGUUGCGGCAAAUGAGGCUUCGGAUGAUGACUUGCAAGUCAUGACUCCUGUCAAGCAUGCACCGCAUGAGGUGCUUGUCGUGACUCCGGUGAGGCGACAGCUGAGCUUCGGAUCAGAGGCUUCAUCAGCUUCAGACAAGAGCAUGAGGCAAGUUGGCCUAAUGAGAUUCUGGUCGCCGGCGGGAGCAUCAGACAAGAGCAUGAGCUCUCCCGUGGGCUCUCCGCUGGCAGACCUGGAGGAAUAUCCUGAGGCGCCUCCCAGAAAGACGAAUAGGAUGAGCAUGGAAGAUACCAUAAGAGGCAUGCUGCGGAGAGGUGAGCUGAGUGUGGGUGGUCAGCGGUUGAGCUUGACCGCUGAGAACAUGAGAAGUGUUCAUGAGUCGAUGAGAAAGAGCACUGCAAGUCGAGGGCGGCCGAUCAAAUCCUCGAAUGAGCUCAGAGGAGUCUUGGGCGGAAGGAAAACCAACCGCAGGGCCAAGAAUGAGAAACCACGUCAGUUUGAGAUCGCGAUAAGCAUGAAGCAUGCCAUCUGCAAAGAGAUGUAUGAGCAGCGGCUGAGAUUUCCCAACGAGAGUUCCAUGCUUGAUGAGUUUUCCCGGGCCAAAAGCAUCAGAAAAGAUCGGCUGCAAGAGAUAUGGGCAAACAGAGCCGAAUGGGCAAAGAUGAGCCAGCAUGGGAGAGCCAAUGCCUCGGCCAAUGAGAUGAAGGGAACAAAGGCUCGCUUGAGACGAGAGGGAGGAGGCACCAAGAGGGAAUUUCCUGAGCUGGUUGAGAAGGUGAGGCACUGGCUGGAUAAGGAGAGGUCGCAUGGGCAUGUGGUCCUGGCAAAGCAUUUGGCCAUGACCUAUGGGUCAUUCCUCAAAGUGAGGGCUGAUGAGCUGUCCACCCUGCUGGAGAAUGAGGACUUGAGUAUCCCUGACCGAAAGGCCUAUCAGUUGAAGCGAGACAAGGCCAUGAGCCAGCACAAAGUGAUCAUGAGCACUUCCAAAUCAGCCGAUAAGAGAGGGGCAAUCUUGGCGAGAUGGUUGGGUGCGUCCAUAAGAGUGCCGAACCUGACCACCCAGAUCAGCGAAGUUGAAAUGCAGGUCAGGGCUGAGCUCUCGUGGCAAUACCACGAUUACCUCAUGAGCAUCAUCAGCCGGGGCGACGAUGAGCUGCGGAAGUUUUGCGCCAAGAUGAGCGAGGUGACGCCUGAGGUGAGAAAGAGAUGUGUCAUGGGAUUCAGCGAUCAGGUGCCCUUAUGGCUUAAGAAAACUUCACGUCGUGAGGUCUUCGCUAAGUGGGAAGUCCCCACUAAGAAGAGGAAGAUGAGCACUGGGCCUGAAUUCGAGAUGUUGGCCGAUGAGCACGAACCAAAGCAUGAGGAGCAGCCGCAUGACGCACCAAACCAGCCGCAUGAGGACCAGCCGCAUGAGGACCAGCCGCAUGACACAUGGGAGUUGGCGAAGCCCGGCAGUGAUGAGCAGCGAAAGCACUUGACUUCGAGGCGUGAGGAAAAGUCAGAUCGCUUUCGGGUCACCUUUGAGGCGAAUCAGCUGGUGAGCUCAUGGUUUGAUCCUGAGAAAGACCCCACGGGCCAUGUGAUCAGAGGCACUCUGAUUGUGCCUGGCUCCCAUGGGAACUUGGCCAACAUUGAUGAGCGCAAUUGGAUUCGGGAUGAGCGAUUCCAUUACAAUGGGCAAGACCGGAAGGGAAUGAGCGCUGGAAGGACAUUGGGGGCAUGGAGAAAGUUGAGAAGUGAGUCGCCUGAGCUGCUGACGCAUUUCAACGUCAUGAGUCAGCCAGCAUCGAACACGGAUGGUGUACUUCUUCCAUGGGGGAUCAUGGAGUCCGCAGCUGAGUACCCUUUGUCCUUAUGGAUGAGGGACUGCUAUGGACCUGCAUUCAGUGAGGCGAGCAUGAGAUCCAUGUUCCUGAGCCAUCAGAUCCCAUCAUUAGUGUUGCCGAAGAUGACAUCAUUGCUUCAGCUCACGGACACGGACUUUAGCCAUGCCUUCAAGGCUGCCGUGAGAAGAAGCCUGGAUGAGCAACACCGGCGGCAUGAGCCAGGCACAAAUGCGAGGGAUGGGCCGAUGCAUGAGUCGUUUACGAAACUGGGCAUCCGUGAGAUGGCGAAAGCCCUCCAUGAGGCCAUGGAACACAUGAUCAAAUUGAAUGAGGAAACAAACUGGGUUUUGGCCGGCUUGAGAAGGAAUGGAUGGUUGGCACUGCGGCCAGAUGAGACGGGAAAGCUCAAGAAAUGUGAUGAUCAGCCAUGGGCACAAGGCAUGCGAUUGGGCUGCAAACGAGUUGAUGAGAGAUGGCUCAAGAACCGCUUCCUGCAUUUGAGUGAUGAGGGCAUCGUGAGUCCGCCGAAUUGGGCAAGAGUGGACGGAGCAAAAGAUCUCAGCGACUUUGUCCAUUGGCAUUACGAUGAGGCACGGAAAACUGAGGCAGAUGCCGUCAUCGAAUUGGAUGACCCUGAUCAUGAACUUGAUGAGCCUGAAUGGCAACAAGCCGCCCAAUAUCAGCUGCCGCUGGACAUGAGACGGUCAUUGGCUGAGUAUGAGAAGAACAUCACUGAUGAGGCUAAAAAGCUGAGAGCAGACCGCAUGAAAAAAACUGUGAAGAGACGAGAACAACGAGAUGCCCUGAAGAAACUGUCUGAUGAGACGAAGGAAGAGCUGAGAGCCACAUUGCAGAGCACAUCAAGGUUCGAAGCAAUGAGUACCGUGGUUCCUGAGGCCAGAGUGAGCCGAGGUCAAGCCAAGGCGAAACCAUCGGCCAAGAAAAAGCCGUUGAGCUUGGGCAAGAUGGCUAAGAAACAGCAGAAGAGAUCGCAGAUGAUGAAGGCGGGAAGCAAGAUUCCCAAGAAUGAGGAUCCGCCGGUGCCUUUGCCUCCGCCGAGUGAGGCCCCUCCGUUGGCGGAUGGGGCCCUUCGCCCAUCAGGGACAUGGCGAGUGAUAGAUGAGCGAGCAGGCACAAGUGUGUUUGGGCGAUCAGGUGAGAUCCUGGGUGAGUCGACUGAGAAUUACCACGUGCUGCUUGGGGUGUGCCCGCACAUGGGGGGCAAAGAGAGGAAGGAGUGGGUGAGCAAGCGCUAUGUCGUUGAGAUUGGCAAGGACGUGAAGGCAUACAAGUGGCAGCAGAUGAGCUUGAGCCGGCACUGGAAGCAGGAGAUCCUGGGUGAGAUGGGUUUGUUGAGCGAAGACCUGGACCUGCUGGGGUCCCUGGAUGAGGUCGAUGAGCUGCCAUUGAAGAUGCCAGCUGGGGGCAUCAGCCUCCAGCACAUCCAUCUGGGCUGGGCCCUGAUGAGAUGGCAGCUGGAGAAGAGUGGGCAUACGCAUGAGGAACAAGCCAAGACAAUGAGUUUCGUGAGCCCUGGGUGGACCCAGCCGCUGUAUUUAGCCCAUGAGGAGCCACGGAUUGAUGUGGAUGAGUACGCAAAGGUAGUGAAGAAAUUGAUGAGUGAGCACAAGCUUUGUUUUUUGCCAUUGGGCUCGCAUGGGCAUUGGGUUCUGCUGGUCGUUGACCGGCGAUCAGCACCGAUGAGCAUCAGGUACUACGACAGCCUGCCUGAUGAGUCGCAGCAGUGCCGUGAGUACGCGGCGAAGGUCCUGGCGAGCCUGCUGAGCCUUGGAUUGGUGGAUCAGGCAGAGCUUCCUGAGAGGAUGACAAAAGUGCAUCAGGGAGCAGAUGAGUGUGGGAUCUUCUUGCUGGCGAGCCUUGAGCGGGAGGCAGCUGAGGCCAUGGGCCAUGGCCCGGCUGCCACUGGCUGGCCAACAUGGGCAGCGCAUGAGAGGCUCCAUAAGGGGAGCACCGGCUUGAAGAUUGAGCAGAGCAAGAGGAUUGGGGAAUUGCAGAAGCAUCAUGAGAAGCUGAUCGCCCAAGGUGAGAAAGCCAAGAAGGAGCGUGAGCACUUGGCUGAGGUCGCCGCAAAGCGGAUGAUGAAAAACCUUGAGCUCAAUGAGCUCCAAAAGAAAGCUUAUGAGCUGGUGCAUGACGGAUGUCUGCGCUGCGAUGAGUCCAAAUGCUUGGCCUACUACAUGUACAUCUACGGCCCAAAGACCAACAAGCGCGACUACAUCGACUGGUUCCUGGACCGCAUCACCCGCGACCUGCCCUUUCCACUGCCAGCGGACGGCUCACUGUUCACCACCCUCACCAACAGCGAGGAUGUUGCAGGCAUGAUGGCGAGCGUUGUCGGAAAAGAGGCCGAAGCCUCUGGAGAAAUCUUUAACUGCGCCUCCGAUGAGCUCGUGUCCCACAAAAAGAUGGUCGAGGUAGUGGCCACUGCCUUGGGAAAAGACCCCAGGGAUGUGCUGGCGAGGGUGGUUUUCUACGAUCCGGCGAAGUUGAAGGGUGUCGAGCUCCCGAAAGAGGGGAAGUUCCCCUUCCGUGAGACGAACUUCGGCGUGGAUGUCCAGAAAGCCAAGAAGGUCUUGGGAUGGUCUCCAGCGCACACUUUCGAAGGAGACAUCGCAGCUUACUACGCCGAGUAUUGCCGGCUCGGCAAGGACCAGGGUCCCAUCAAGCGGGCCUGGGACGAAGCGGUUAUGAGUGCAGUGACGGCUGCCGCUUGA
Symbiodinium sp. CCMP2592 is the source of this 4683-nucleotide messenger RNA. Lineage: Eukaryota; Dinophyceae; Suessiales; Symbiodiniaceae. The record is from the annotation of a GenBank genome assembly.